Acanthochromis polyacanthus (spiny chromis) is the source of this 2301-nucleotide messenger RNA. RefSeq names its product zinc finger and SCAN domain-containing protein 2-like. Gene Ontology annotation, cellular component: nucleus. The transcript is spliced from 2 exons. Gene Ontology annotation, molecular function: DNA-binding transcription factor activity, RNA polymerase II-specific; RNA polymerase II cis-regulatory region sequence-specific DNA binding. The record is from RefSeq and is a predicted model, not a curated record. Lineage: Eukaryota; Metazoa; Chordata; Actinopteri; Pomacentridae. Gene Ontology annotation, biological process: regulation of transcription by RNA polymerase II; central nervous system development. Bases 162 to 1259 code for a protein of 365 amino acids.
UAUUAGAAUAUGACGAAGAAGAAGGCACCCGGAAGAGUUGUCAGGUUUGGUUUUCUUUUGUUUUGUUUGCGGCCACAGUUCCAGGACAAAGUUAGAGCCCCAGUUUUGCAGAAGAGUGGUAGUUUUUGUAGGAGGUUGUGUUGUUCGCAGCUGAGCUAAGAAUGUCUUCAGUUCAGUAUCUGAGAGAGGUGAUCAGCGAGAGACUAACUGCUGCUGCUGAAGAAAUAUUCACAGAGUUUGAAAAAACCAUCGUCCGGUACGAGGAGGAGAUCGACCGUCAGCGCAGACUGCUGGAUAACAUCUGGAAACCACAGAUCACCUUACAAAUACCAGAGCCCCCACAGAAACAUGUAUGUAUGGAGGAGAAGAAUGUCGCUGUUCAGCAGCUCUGUAACCAGGAGAGGAACUCCAGUCUGGACCAGGAGGAGCCAGUUCAUUCACAAAUUAAAAAGGAACAGGAGGAACCCUGCAUCAGUGUGCACCAGGAGGACCUCAAGGUUUUAAAGAUUGAAGAGGAACAGAAGGAACUCUGCACCAGUCUGGAGCAAGAGCAGCUUGUACUACAGCAGGAGACGGAUUUCUCUAUGGUGACUCCUACGUAUGAGGACCACAGUGCACCAGAACCAAACAAUAACCAGCUCCUUUCUCACAACUCUCCUGUAGCUGAGAGCCGAGGUCCGGAAGGAAGCAGGUAUAUAGACUUUGAAUCAACAAGAAAUGCAGCACUGAUGCCAAAGAUGAGGCUUGACAGAAACGGCAGCGAUAUUACCAAUGCAGACAACUGUCCAGUUUUACAGAGUCAUGGUAAUAGUUACAUAGGGAAAAAAUCUAUAAACUGUGAUGUUUGUGGAAAAGCCUUUAAGGAUAAUUACCAAAUGAAGAGACAUCACAGAAUCCACACAGGUGAGAAGCCGUAUGCUUGCAAUGCAUGUGGGAAAAGAUUCAGAAGUAGCGAUAAAUUGCUGGUCCACAUGAGAACCCACACAGGUGAGAGGCCUUACUCCUGCAACAGUUGUGGGAAAUUAUUUAAAGAUGCAUCAACACUGAAAGUACACACAAGAUCUCACACAGGUGAGAAACCUUAUGCCUGCAGCAUCUGUGAGAGGCGAUUUAAAGUCAUGUCAACACUGAAAACGCACAUGAGAACUCAUACGGGCGAGAGGCCGUAUUUUUGUGAAAUAUGUGGCAAAAGUUUCAUUCAACGUAGUAAUUUGACUGUUCACAAAAGAAGUCACACAGGUGAGAAGUCAUACUCCUGACACACCUGUGGGAGCCAAGCUUGACCAUGAAUUAUCUUAGAAAAUGAAAUGUUUAAAAUCUUGGCUCAUAAUAAAUGUGAACGUCAGUGAGGUACACUGUGUUGCAACAUAAAUCAUGUUUUUGUAGCCUGUAUUUGUUUAUGUUGUGAAGAAUGGAAUUCACUGAAUUAUUAUUUUAAAUUAUUAAGUCUGUUUUUCAUGUUUACCAUUGGAUGUACUGAUAAGUAAGUUCUGAACUGUUCCAACAACUAACCAUCAGUGUAUCGUACAUUAUGUCUCUAUCUAUGAGAUAGUGUGAUAUCUUGCACUUGUGACAUCUUUUCUUGCAGUCAUGAGAUAGUUCCUAAUAUUUCUGAGUGAAUAUGUAUGCGGUGUGAUUUGCGGGGGGGGCUGAAGCGCCUUCCCCUUUUGCCUCUUGAUGCCCAAGGUGCCCUUUUGUCAAAGUUGUUUUUUUAAUCUUAUUUAAAUUUAGUUUUUUAUUUGUAAGCGUGUGUGUGUACAGCACGGGAUUCAUUUGUGUACAGUGUAUUCUGGAUGACUAAGUAGAAUGAGCAUCCUGUGUGUGUGUGUCUGACUCUAAACACACGUCUCAUCAGUUAUAGCUGCUAGUUAACCACACAGCGUGCUGAGAAGAUAAAGUAUGCCAGGCUUCUUUUUGUGUCUGUAUGUAUUUCUUUUGUCAAGGUUAAAGUGCAUCAGAGAGAUGUGUUAUUUUACUGUCAGUGAGUCGCAGUGUGUUUCUAGAGGCAAUGAGGCAGAGGUUAUGUUAUUUCACUAAAACUAUGUACAUGUAUUUUCACAUAAUUUUGGGCUAUUGCAGUGUAAAUACAAUAACAAUGAUAAUUAGAAGAAUUUGAAUUGUGAUUUUUCUCAACCUCUCAUUUAGAGAUAUCAGUAGCCUACUUGUUUAUAACAUUUGUAUAUAUAGACAAAUUAAAUAUAAUAUGCGUAAAUAUAAAAUGUAGAACUUUUAUAACCUUGCUGUCUUGCGCAAAGUGGACAGUCAAACUGAAUAAAAGCACAAAUACAUUUAAAUACAUGA